AUGUCCGCUGUGCAACUCAAGUUCACUCUUCGGACGUCGUCCAAUGUCAAGACUGUCCACCUGCUUGGCUCCUGGGACAACUACUCCCGCCAGAUUCCCCUCUCCAGGGAUGAGGGCAAGCCCGGUUCAUGGGUUGGCAAGUUCCGCUUCCAGACCUCCAUGCUUAAGCUCGGCGGCCGCUACUGGUACUAUUACAUCAUGGAUGGAUACCACGUCUCCCAUGAUCCCGCCGUUGAGUACACUAUUGAGCCAACCACCGGCCGCAAGCUGAACAUCCUUGAUGUUCCCGGGGGUAGCAAGAAAUCCAGCUCAUCCGCCUCGAAGCCCAGAAGAACCUCUGAUGAGGUCGUCAAGGGCCGUGCUCCGUCCCCAUCCAAGAUCCACCACCCCAAGCCCUCCAAGCCCUACGCCUCUCGCCAAAUCCGGGAGACUGACUUCGCUCCUACCAUGGAGGACCUUACCAUGCGCUUUGCGGGGUCCCGCCUGUCAGACGAGUACUCUCUCUCCAACAGCCCACCUAGCUCAGUUGGAUCGUCCCUUUCUUCUCGGUCUUCUCGUUCCUCCGGCAGCACCUCGCCUUCCUCGCUUUCUUCCAUGAGUGACCCAGCCAGCGUCUGCCGCUGCGAGCGCUACGGCAUCACUCGGAAGGGCGACCGUGUCAAGCUCGACUGCGGUGGUAGCCGCUGUGGCUACGUUACCGAGUCAUCUGAGGCUAGCUGCUCCGAGUCUGACAGUGAUGAGGAGUACCGCCGGGCCCGCCGGGGUGUUCGUCGCCAGGGCAUUGUUGUGCGUCGGUAA
Molecule: messenger RNA, 798 nt
Organism: Aspergillus bombycis
Lineage: Eukaryota; Fungi; Ascomycota; Eurotiomycetes; Eurotiales; Aspergillaceae
Gene: esdC
Product: GTP-binding protein EsdC
Exons: 2
Coding region: 1-798 (265 amino acids)
Source: RefSeq, a predicted model, not a curated record